Messenger RNA from Python bivittatus (Burmese python), 320 nucleotides. NCBI's taxonomy places the organism in Eukaryota, Metazoa, Chordata, Lepidosauria, Squamata, Pythonidae. The record is from RefSeq and is a predicted model, not a curated record.
CACAGAAGCGUAGGAUUGUCAUUAAGAAAGGCAGCACAAUGAACAUCUACUUUAUCCUUGAUGCCUCAAGAAGUAUUUCUAAACAAAAUUUCAAGGACACACGGAAUGCUACAAUCAAGUUGAUUGAGAAGAUUUCCAGUUAUGACAUCUCCCCCAAUUACGGCAUCGUCACUUUUGCCACCCACAGCAAAGAGAUUUUGAACACAAUGAAUCCAAACAGCAGUGAUGCGGCCUGGGUGAUUGAACUAAUGGAAAAAGUCAAACUUACCGGUAAGGCAUAUUCCUGAUUUUUGCCAGGGAGAUGGUUAUUGUGUGGUCUC